AGUAGUACUGCAGAUGGCGGGCGGAUAGCGAAUCAGGGAAUGUCUUCAUCGGAGGCACCUCCACCCUCCAUAUCCUUGAAGGCCAGCGAGAUGAUGGAGACGCCAAUGACCUACGAGCCUGUGGUUCCUCACUGGUUCUAUCAGGUACAAGACGCCCGGGGGACCUGGAGCCCGUUCAGCAAAGAAGAUUCUGACAAGCUGGAGGAGGCAUUUUGUUCCGAACAAAACCCAAACAGCUUUGUGAUCCCGGUGUGCGGAGGACGGUAUGACGUGUAUCUGGGUAGCCGGCAGAGGCUGUCCGUGUAUUGGGAUGAGGAGGACUCCGUGGUGCAGAGGUGUACCUGGUUCUACAAAGGGGAUAAAGACAGCAAAUACGUCCCCUACUCAGAGAACUUCAGUGUGGUCCUAGAGGAGGCCUACAUGGAUGCAGUGACCCUAAACGAAUGGAAGAAGAGACUGGAAUCCCCAUCUAGAGACCUCAUCAUUCUACAUAACCCCAAGCUUAUGGUGCACUACCAGCCAUCGGGAGUCACAGACGAUUGGGGAGCCUCGCCAAUUGAACAGGGCCGACCCCGGACAGUGAAGAGAGGGGUGGAAAAUAUCUCUGUAGAGGUUCCUAAAGGUGAGCCAGCCCAGAGCGAUCAUCUGGUGUUUAUGGUCCAUGGUAUAGGACCGGCUUGUGAUCUGCAGUUUCGAAGCAUUGUACAGUGUGUGAAUGACUUCCGGCUUGUUUCUCUCAAUUUGCUGCACGCUCACUUUAAGAAGGCCCAGGAUCAAGAGCAGAUUGGCCGAGUGGAAUUCCUCCCUGUGAACUGGCACAGUGCUCUCCAUGCUGAUGCCACUGGUGUAGACAGUGACAUUCAAAGGAUUACACUUCCCAGUAUCAAUCGACUCCGCCAGUUCACGAAUGAGACGCUAUUGGACUUGUUCUUCUAUAACAGUCCAACGUAUUGUCAAACCAUCGUCAAUACAGUGUGUGGGGAGAUGAAUCGCAUCUACCGACUUUUCCUGGAACGGAAUCCGGCGUUCAAGGGACGGGUCUCAGUGACUGGACACAGUCUUGGAUCGCUGAUACUAUUUGACCUGCUAACUAACCAGACUGAUCCCUCGCUGGGAAAUCUCCAACGAUUAAAGGCAUCGGAACUCGGAGCAGGGACACGGAUGAGGAGUCAGACGCUGAGGGAAGUGCUGCAGGAGCUGGAACUGACUGAACUCAGCACUAUGUUUGAGAAAGAAAUGAUGGAUACAGAAGCUCUGUCCAUGUGCACAGAGCAAGACCUGAAAGAUCUGGGUAUCCCACUAGGACCAAGGAAGAAAAUCCUUCACCACGUCCAACACAGGGAACAGCUGAAGGACUGUGAUUGCCCAACGCAGGACACCACACACCCUUCUGAGAUCAACCAGCCUCCGCUCACCUCGGGAAGCACCUUCAAUAUGGUGAAUUAUGAAUACUUCGACGUUGGGAUUGGACAGGUCAAAAUUAAUUACCCACAACUCAGUUUCCAUCCAGAAAUUUUCUUUGCCUGGGGAUCCCCCAUUGGGAUGUUUCUGACUGUUCGGGGAUUGAAGAGGAUCGACCCCAAGUACCAAUUCCCCACAUGUAAACGGUUCUUCAAUAUCUACCAUCCGUUUGAUCCAGUUGCAUACAGGAUAGAGCCAAUGGUGCUCAGGGAUGUGGAUUUUGAGCCUAUGCUGAUUCCCCAUCAUAAGGGCCGCAAAAGGAUGCAUUUAGAACUGAGGGAAGGACUCACCCGGAUGGGCACAGACAUCCUGGGGUCACUGCGAGUAGCCUGGCAAACCUUCACCCGCCCCCCUGUGCCUUCUUUACCACCUCCUACUGCUGAGGCUGCAUCACUGUGUGUUUCUGAAACCUCACUGCUUGAGGACAAAGCUGAAUCUCCUGUGAAGGAAGAGCCGUUACACAUUGACGUGGGGAUGUUAAAUGGAGGACAACGCUUUGACUACGUUCUCCAAGAGAAGCCGAUCGAGAGUUUCAAUGAGUAUCUGUUUGCACUUCAGAGUCACCUGUGUUACUGGACAUCAGAAGACACAGCACUGCUAUUCCUUAAAGAGAUUUACCAGACGAUGGAGGUCGGCAUGGACCAGCCACUACAGUAAUAAAACAACACGGGUCCAGUUGGCGCGGAAGGAGAUAA
Molecule: messenger RNA, 2156 nt
Organism: Nanorana parkeri
Lineage: Eukaryota; Metazoa; Chordata; Amphibia; Anura; Dicroglossidae
Gene: DDHD2
Product: DDHD domain containing 2
Exons: 17
Coding region: 40-2118 (692 amino acids)
Cellular component (GO): COPII-coated ER to Golgi transport vesicle
Molecular function (GO): protein binding; triacylglycerol lipase activity; metal ion binding
Source: RefSeq, a predicted model, not a curated record